UGAACAAAGGAGCGGGGAGCCGCCGCGGGGACCCGCCACCGACCUCCCGGGCCGCGCCGGCCUCCCGCCCGCCGCCACCAUGACCGCCAACGGCACGGCCGAGGCCCUGCAGAUCCAGUUCGGUCUCAUUAACUGCAGCAACAAGUACCUGACGGCCGAGACGUUCGGGUUCAAGGUGAAUGCGUCGGCCAGCAGCCUGAAGAAGAAGCAGAUCUGGACGCUGGAACAGCCGCCCGACGAGGCGGGCAGCGCAGCCGUGUGCCUGCGCAGCCACCUGGGCCGCUACCUGGCGGCGGACAAGGAUGGCAACGUGACCUGCGAACACGAGGUGCCCAGUGCCGACUGCCGCUUUCUCAUCGUGGCGCACGACGACGGCCGCUGGUCGCUGCAGUCCGAGGCGCACCGGCGCUACUUUGGCGGCACCGAGGACCGCCUGUCGUGCUUCGCUCAGACCGUGUCGCCGGCCGAGAAGUGGAGCGUGCACAUCGCCAUGCACCCCCAGGUCACCAUCUACAGCCUGGCCCGCAAGCGCUACGCGCACCUGAGCGCGCGGCCGGCCGACGAGAUCGCAGUGGACCGCGACGUGCCCUGGGGCGUCGACUCGCUCAUCACGCUGGCCUUCCAGGACCAGCGCUACAGCUUGCAGACGGCCGACCACCGCUUCCUGCGCCACGACGGGCGCCUAGUGGCGCACCCCGAGCCCGCCACCGGCUACACGCUCGAGUUCCGUUCCGGCAAGGUGGCCUUCCGCGACUGCGAAGGCCGCUACCUGGCGCCGUCGGGGCCCAGCGGCACGCUCAAGGCGGGCAAAGCCACCAAGGUGGGCAAGGACGAGCUCUUCGCCCUGGAGCAGAGCUGCGCCCAGGUCGUGCUGCAGGCGGCCAACGAGAGGAACGUGUCCACGCGCCAGGGUAUGGACCUGUCUGCCAAUCAGGACGAAGAGACCGACCAAGAGACUUUCCAGCUGGAGAUCGACCGCGACACCAAAAAGUGUGCCUUCCGCACCCACUCGGGCAAGUACUGGACGCUGACGGCCACCGGGGGUGUGCAGUCCACUGCCUCCACCAAGGAUGCCAGCUGCUACUUUGACAUUGAGUGGCGUGAUCGGAGGAUCAUACUGCGCGCGUCCAAUGGCAAGUUUGUGACGGCCAAGAAGAACGGCCAGCUGGCUGCCUCGGUGGAGACAGCAGGGGACUCGGAGCUCUUCCUCAUGAAGCUGAUCAACCGCCCCAUCAUCGUGUUCCGUGGGGAGCACGGCUUCAUUGGCUGCCGUAAGGUCACAGGCACCCUGGACGCCAACCGCUCCAACUACGACGUCUUCCAGCUGGAGUUCAGAGACGGGGCCUACAACAUCAAAGACUCCACAGGCAAGUACUGGACGGUGGGCAACGACACCUCCGUCACCAGCAGCAGCGACAGCCCCGUGGACUUCUUCUUCGAGCUCUGUGACUACAACAAGGUGGCCAUCAAGGUGGGCGGGCACUACCUGAGGGGGGACCACGCGGGGGUCCUGAAGGCCUGCGCUGGCGCCAUCGACCCCACCACGCUGUGGGAGUACUAGCGC
Molecule: messenger RNA, 1564 nt
Organism: Kogia breviceps (pygmy sperm whale)
Lineage: Eukaryota; Metazoa; Chordata; Mammalia; Artiodactyla; Physeteridae
Gene: FSCN1
Product: fascin actin-bundling protein 1
Biological process (GO): cell migration; establishment or maintenance of cell polarity; actin filament bundle assembly
Cellular component (GO): growth cone; microvillus; ruffle
Molecular function (GO): actin filament binding; protein-macromolecule adaptor activity
Source: RefSeq, a predicted model, not a curated record